Messenger RNA from Durio zibethinus, 3276 nucleotides. RefSeq lists its product as uncharacterized. Gene Ontology annotation, molecular function: calcium ion binding. NCBI's taxonomy places the organism in Eukaryota, Viridiplantae, Streptophyta, Magnoliopsida, Malvales, Malvaceae. The record is from RefSeq and is a predicted model, not a curated record. Gene Ontology annotation, biological process: transmembrane transport.
AAAAGGACAGAGGCCUAUUCUUCCUAAUCCUCCACUUCUUCUCCCUCCUUUUGCCACACCAUAUAUCUCGCUCUCUUAAAAUAAAAACUGUAAAAAAAAAGAAGAAGCUAUAUUUAGCGUUUCUUUUUUGUUAAAUUCCAGUUUAGUCCCUCAAUAUCCACUCUCCUUUUCAAAAUCACCCCUUUAAUUCACUUCUUGUUUUUGUCACUUAAAAAAGAACUACCCAUUUUAAAGCUACAAUGUUCUCCCUUUCUUUGGGGUAAAAAUCGAAUCUUCUUCCAUAAAAUAGACAAAAAACUAAUACCCAUUUGGCUGUUAUGUCCGUACAGAUAAGACUUUUGGAAAAGCAGCAUCAGUUUCUUCAGCAAAUCCUCUCCCCAACUUGGUGGUUCUUUUUAGUUGGUGGGUGAAGAAUUUGUUGAAUCUUAAGAAAAGUGCAAAUUUUGAGUUUCUAUUAUAGGAAAGAUAAAAUUUUUGGGUUGUUUAAGGGAAUGGAAUCGAUUUUUGAUUCGAUUUAAGUAGUAAAAAAGCUCCUUUCAACUUUGGAUUGCCUGAAGAUUUGAUAUUAGCUGUUUUAGUGGGUGUGUUGAAUAUGGUUCUUGUUGAAUCUUGGUAGAGAAGGAGAGAUUUUGGGGGGAUUUGUAUUAAAGAGUGAGGAGCUUUUGAGGUGGUAGAAGUAAUGAUGUUGAAAAAUGAUCCAAUUGAAUCGAUUUCGAAUUCGCUUCAGUUUAUAAAAGAAGCAUGUUUCCCUCUCGAAUUGGGUAUUAAGAAGGCUGCAAAAGGUCUUGAAAGUUGUUGGGGAGUGUCAAAUGAUAAAGGAAAUAAUGUUGAAUUGAUUGCCCAAUUGAAUGGUAGUGAUAGGAAUGGUAAGGUUCAAAUCUACAGUCUGAAGAAGGGUAGUGGUAGUUUUGGAACUGGUGUUAAUAAUGGGCUGUGUUGUGUUGGUAGUGAAGAGAGAAAGAAAGGGCUGUCUAUUAAGGUUCCCAUCAAGGAACUUAUGGGAAUGUUUUCGCCGGCAAAUGGACAGAACAAUGAGAAGGUUGAGGUGGUUAGCAAAGGAUUGAAAGAAAAGGAUGUGGAUAGAGAUGAAGGGUCUUGUAUGAAUUGCUUGCAGUUCGCAGUGUCUUGGUCAGUGUUAGUUAAUGGUUUUGUCCAGGCUAUGCCGAGCUCAUUUAAGCCAGGGAGGAAACGAAUUCGGAAAAUAGAUGACAAAGAUACAGGGUGUCUGUUGUGUACUAAUGACAUGAAAUCAAAGGCUCCAUUUGAGUUUAAGUGCAGAGAGUCGAGGGCUCAGUUUAUUGCAAAGAAUGAGGGUAUGGAACAUAAUGAUGGGAAACAUGUAUCAUUUGAGUGCUUUAUAGGGUUUAUAUUUGAUCAGUUGACUCAAAAUCUUCAGAAGUUUGAUCAACUUCUUCAGGAAAGUAAUGAAAAGCAUUGUGAUUGUCCACCAACUCCAUCUUCUCCCUCUCAGUUUGAUCAUUUUAAAGCAGUGACAAGUAUUUGGGAAGGUAAAAAGGUUUAUGUUAAUGGGUUUUUGGGAAAUUUGAAGUUUGCUAGAGUGGGAGGUGUUCCAUCAGGUAUAGUUGGAGUUGGUUCUUCAGUGAAUAAAGAGGGUGAUGAUGGUGUUAGUACCAGCGGUAAGGAAGAAACAGGUGGUAAUUCCCCACAGAAACUGGCCAGUGGGUUACUUAGCAUUCCUCUGUCAAAUGUGGAGCGUUUGAGAUCUACCUUAUCCACUGUCUCACUGACGGAAUUGAUUGAGCUUCUACCACCUUUGGGCCGCUCUUCACAAGACUAUCCUGACAAGAAAAAAUUAUUCUCUGUCCAGGAUUUCUUCAGAUACACAGAAUCUGAAGGGCGGAGGUUCUUUGAAGAACUGGAUGGAGAUGGUGAUGGUCAAGUAACUUUAGAAGAUCUUGAAGUUGCUAUGAGAAAAAGAAAAUUGCCACGGAGAUAUGCUCAGGAAUUUUUGCGCCGCACUAGAAAAAAUCUAUUUUCAAAAUCUUUCGGUUGGAAGCAAUUUUUGUCCCUGAUGGAACAGAAGGAGCCAACCAUUCUUCGAGCUUAUACUUCUCUUUGUCUAAGCAAGUCUGGGACCCUCCAAAAAAGUGAAAUACUUGCAUCACUAAAAAAUGCUGGACUUCCAGCAAAUGAAGACAAUGCUGUUGCUAUGAUGCGAUUUUUAAAUGCAGACACUGAAGAAUCUAUUUCAUAUGGGCACUUCCGCAAUUUUAUGCUUCUGUUGCCUUCUGACCGACUACUUCAAGAUGAUCCUCGGAAUAUCUGGUUCGAAGCUGCAACUGUCGUUGUUGUUGCACCACCCGUGGAAAUUCCUGCUGGAAGUGUUCUUAAAUCUGCAUUGGCAGGGGGUCUUUCAUGUGCACUCUCCACAUCUUUAAUGUUCCCAGUUGAUACUAUAAAGACUCGGGUGCAGGCAUCAACCCUGACUUUCCCUGAAGUUAUUUCAAAGCUUCCACAAAUUGGAGUACGGGGGUUAUAUAGGGGUUCAAUCCCUGCAAUUCUUGGACAGUUUUCAAGCCAUGGCCUGCGAACGGGAAUAUUUGAAGCAUGUAAGCUUGUAUUGAGCAAUGUUGCUCCAAACCUCCAUGACAUCCAGGUUCAAUCCAUGGCAUCAUUCUGCAGCACAUUUUUGGGAACAGCAGUGCGGAUUCCUUGUGAGGUACUGAAGCAGCGUUUACAGGCUGGCCUUUUUGACAACGUUGGAGAAGCUCUUGUUGGUACUUGGCACCAGGAUGGUCUGAAGGGUUUUUUCCGUGGUACCGGGGCCACUCUCUGUCGUGAGGUGCCAUUCUAUGUUGCUGGGAUGGGCCUUUAUGCUGAAUCUAAGAAGCUUGCCCAGCAACUUCUACGACGGGAACUGGAACCUUGGGAAACGAUCGCAGUUGGAGCUUUAUCUGGAGGGUUAGCUGCUGUUGUCACUACACCUUUUGAUGUCAUGAAAACCAGAAUGAUGACUGCUCCAGGGGGCCGACCGGUAUCAAUGUCAAUGGUAGCCUUAUCUAUAGCCCGCCAUGAGGGACCUCUUGGUCUGUUUAAAGGAGCAGUACCCAGGUUUUUCUGGAUUGCUCCCUUAGGAGCCAUGAACUUUGCCGGCUACGAGUUGGCAAGGAAGGCAAUGGACAAAAAUGAAGACGCGGCUACGAAUCAACUCUCCCAAAAGAAAUUGGCUAAUUCUGGAUAUUGUACAUCAGAAAUUGACAUCCUGAGGAAACAGGCUAGGCAAAUGAAAAAAUUUUUCCCUUAAAACAUGGAUAU